GUUCCCAAGACACGCAGCGGAUCUUGCAAUAGCAAUAGGAGCCCACCUUCGGGACAAUGCCUAAGUGAUUGACGUCGCGGUGGAUCAUUUUUUAGAAUGGCUAUUGUGCACUGCCAUCGUUGUCUUUGGUUUGCCUAGAGAUUUACCUUGGAAUAUCUCCACUGUCUGGGUUCUUGGCGGGAUGGUAACAAAUAAGGGUUUCACAGAUGCUAAGUAUGACGCAUGCCACGAUCGCAGGCUCUAUACUGCAGAUUACUGGCCCAGAUUCAGGGAGGCCUUUAUCCUGAGCUUGUUUAUUUGCUGGUAGUUGCGAUCAUGAAGAGGGGUUGGAUAUGGCAUGGCACGCAGUAUGAUGUCAUGGGUACUUGUGAUGACAUAUAUGUAUUGAGAGUCGCCGCGGCUCCCGGGAACGAGAGCAUAGGUCUUUUGAAGACUUGAAUUCAAUUGUAUACCAUCAUCAUACUCUUUGAGCCAAGCUCAAACCAUCAUCAUGGACAUCGUGCAGAAGUUCGGCCACCUCAAGGCCGACCCGAAGACGGGACGGCGCACCAGCUCCGCCCAGGCGGAGGAAGAACUGGCCUUAAAACAGCGCGCGUUCAACUAUCUCCUGGGCAACUUCGGUCGCCCUGAUAACGACCACCCGGACCGGAGAUCCAGCGGCGCCAGUAACAUGGCUGGCAUGGUCUACGCUGCGCAGCAGAAUGCCCGCGUUGAGAGGGAUACCACUCCCUCUCUACCGGGGGGUAGCCGUAAUGAGAGUCACGCCAAUGAUACCGCCAGUAGAGAGGGACCCUCCUCGGACAUUGAUGAUGACUCGGGCAGAGUGGCAAUAAGCCCUAUCGAUGGAGAUGGAAUCAGCCCCACCAAUACUGGGCCUUCGUAUCGAGAGACGGUACCUCCUUCUUACAACACGGUCAACGAGACAACGCACUAUCCCGACAAUGCAGUCAGAGAACCAACGUACUAUCCGGACGAUACGGUCAGAGAAACGACCACUGCUGAGUAUGUCCCGGGAGCACCCGGGAUUAUCAGACCAAUUUGAUCCCCCAGUAACCAGUGUAAUUCCAGGCGUCGGAGGCGUUGGGUCAACGGGGCGAAGGGAGGGCUGUCUCAUGUCCCUGACUGUUUGCGUCGGGAUGACUUCAUGAUCGACAGUCUCACUUGUCCUGUGUUUUGUUUUGUCCGAGCUUUGUAUAGUAACCUUUCCCGCUCUGUAUAGUUGAUAUCACAAAUCACGUUUAGUUGUUUAAACCUUUCGA
Aspergillus campestris IBT 28561 is the source of this 1259-nucleotide messenger RNA. RefSeq lists its product as uncharacterized. The record is from RefSeq and is a predicted model, not a curated record. The coding region runs from base 491 to 1042 and encodes 183 amino acids. The transcript has 3 exons. Lineage: Eukaryota; Fungi; Ascomycota; Eurotiomycetes; Eurotiales; Aspergillaceae.